CGCAUUUCAAAUUUUGAAGUGUGCACGCCUCUCCUUCUCCUCCUUGCCUCCUCCUCAGUUAAUACUCGCUGCUGCAGUCGCAGUCGCGCCGGUCUCCUCGUUCCCCGGCUCCGCCCCAGCAAAUACGCCCGCCCGCCUCCGCUCCGCACGCUUCAGUUCAUCGCCAUUAACUACCACGAACGUCGUCGUUCCGGAGGAGUCAUCAGCGAUACGUGCGCCGCUUCGAUCGUCCUUGGCCAAUAACAGCGGAGUCCCCGGCGGAGCGGGAAGCCAUGCCGUUGCCGCGGAGCAAGGCCAGGAGGAAGGGCUUCAGGUCGCAGCUGGAGCAGGAGGUGCUCAGGCUGCAGGAGGUGCUGCGGGAGGAGACGGCGCUGCACGCCAUCCUCGACAACGCGCUCGACCACGCCGCCGUCACCCUCGCCGACAUGUCCUACCUCCCCACCCACGCCCAGGAGCUGCUCUCCAACAUCUCCGCCAUGGAGGCGGCCGUCUCCAAGCUGGAGGAGGAGAUGGUCGCCCUCCACUUCCAGCUCAUCCAGGAGCGCAACGAGCGGCGCCUCGUCGAGUACCGCGCCAACGCCAAGCAGCGGCCGCUCCCCCUCUGCUCCCACCGCCCCGCCGCCAGACCCGAGUCCGAAUCCGACGACACGGCGAGCGACACCAGCAACUCCACCAGAGCGGAGAAGGCCGCGCCCCCGAAGCUGCAUCGGCAGUUCUCCAUCAAGGCCCUCGGCGGCGGCGCGAACCCGAACCACCUGUCGGAGGACAUCGUGCGGUGCAUGAGGAACAUCUUCAUCUCGCUCUCCGACUCCUGCCGGGAGGCCUCCAGGGCCAGCAACCCCUCCGCCGCCGGGGAGGGCCAGCGCGCCGGCCCGUCGCCCAGCGGGAUCGCCGCCUUCUGGUCGCUGUCCGAGCCAUCCUCCAUCUCCUCCUGGGUGCAGAGCCCCCAGGUCGACCUCAACCAGAACAACCACCUGCUGGCCUCCGAGACCGUCUUCGACCCGUACAAGGCCCGGGAGAAGCUCAGCUGGGCCGACAUCGGGGGCUACGGCGCCGCGUCGGAGGUCUCGUGGAUGUCCGCCGGGAAGAAGCAGCUCGAGUAUGCCGCGGAGUCGCUUCGGAAGUUCAGGUUGCUGAUUGAACAGCUGGCAGAAGUAAACCCUGUUCAUCUCAGCGACGACGCGAGAUUGGCGUUUUGGAUCAAUCUGUACAACGCCUUGUUGAUGCACGCUUAUCUUGCCUACGGUGUUCCACGAAGUGACAUGAAACUGUUUUCACUGAUGCAAAAGGCUGCCUACACAAUUGGAGGGAAUUCAUUCAGUGCGGCAUUCAUCGAAUAUGUUAUUUUGAAGAUGAAGCCGCCGAAUCACAGGCCACAGAUGGCUCUGCUUCUUGCCCUUCAGAAGAUAAAGUCACCUGAGGACCAGAGAAAGUUCUGCAUUUCAACACCUGAACCACUUCUGACAUUUGCCCUCAGCUGUGGAAUGUAUUCUUCGCCUGCAGUGAAGAUAUACACAGCCAGCAACGUAAGGGAAGAGCUGCAGGAUGCGCAGCGUGAUUUCAUCAGAGCAUCGGUGGGAGUGAGCCGGAAGGGGAAGCUUCUGAUCCCCAAAAUGCUGCACUGUUUCGCGCGAGGGUUCGUCGACGACAACAGCUUCCCUAUCUGGAUAUCGCAUUUCCUGCCUCAGCAGCAAGCUACAUUCGUCGAGCACUGCGUGUCUCAGAGGCGGCAAAGCCUCCUGGGCACCCGGACUUUCGGCAUCAUCCCGUUCGACUCCCGAUUUCGAUACCUUUUCCUGCCUGAUAUGGGAUCAGUGAACUGACUGUUGAAUCAUCAGGUCAGAGGUGCAAGGAAGCCCUAUAUUGUCGGCAGUCGAACCGAGCCGUUUCGGCAAGUGGUCGACCAGGUCUCGGAUCACACAGGUGCACAUCCAGUGAUCAUCCGGUUUGUUUCAGCACUGAACCAAUGUGCAACGGCCGGCUGGAUUAAAAGACUGGUAUCCUCCUCAAGAUGUCAGAUAAAUCUUGAGCACGUCAGCUGGAUUAAUUGGCUAGUUUGCCUCGACUUCUUGUCGAAUUCAGGGCAAAAUGUUGUAUAUGAUAGUGGUUGAUUUCUAACUAGCUAGCAAAUAAAAUGAAGGCGAUCGUUAUGAAGUUGUUGUGAGUCUACUGACAACAUGUACUCCCUCCGCCCCAUAAUAUAAUAGUGUUUUUGACACUGCACUAGUGUCAAUAUUAUGGGACGGAGGGAGUAUAAUGUAGCCUGCAGCUCUGGUCUGCGGCAUUAUCAUGUACUCCCUCCUUUCCGGUUUAUAAGGGCAUCUCCAACAGGUUGUA
Messenger RNA from Triticum aestivum (bread wheat), 2337 nucleotides. RefSeq lists its product as uncharacterized. Lineage: Eukaryota; Viridiplantae; Streptophyta; Magnoliopsida; Poales; Poaceae. Bases 273 to 1823 code for a protein of 516 amino acids. The transcript has 9 exons. The record is from RefSeq and is a predicted model, not a curated record.